AUGACCUCAGCGCGCACUCAGCUCUGUCAGUUGUUUACGAGCGGCCAGCUUCCUCACUCAAGUUCUACGAACAAGAGUGAACUCCGCCGCACGCAGGGAACAUCGCUGCUCCUCGUGAUGGUGCCUCAGUUCCUACGCAACCGCACACCUCCCAGCCCGGCGCGGACAUUCCUUCUCCCCACCUACAGCAGCGCUUCGGCCCACGAGGUCCCUGACAGACGCCCGCCUCAGCCCCUAGAAGCUCCGCGCCGAGGCAGCGGCCGGGCACCGCCUCAGGGAAAGGGGCGGAGGGGCUCCGUCGCCCGUGCCCGCGCGGGCCGGGGCCCGGCUCGGCCCCUCCGCCGCGGCUCCUUCGGGCGCCUUCCGCCAGGGCCCGGCCGCCUUUCGUCCCGGCGCUCCGCCCGGCCGCAGCCUCGCGCGAAGAAGGCCCUCGCCGUCCCGCCCGCCGCCACGCAGAGGCCGCCCAACAGCCAACGGGCCGCCCCACCGCCCCUCACCUCCGUCCGGAGCUCACACCGAGCGCGCCGCCUCAGCCCGGGCCGCGGUGAAUCAGCCGGAUCUCAUUCAAAGCCGGUCCGCCCAGGCCCCCGCGUGUGCUUCCCGGUUCAGAGGGCGCGCGGCAGGGACUUCCGGUGCCGGAGUCGGGUUUGGGGGUGGGGGGGCGGGAAGCCGUGGCAACGCGGUUUGCCUGGCAACGGCGCGCGCCGCCGGCGGGAACGCGCUAAGCGCUCGUGCGCGGGAGCUGCUGCGGCCGUUAAACCGCCUCUCCUGCGGCGCGAGGCGCGCAGGCGAGACGCGAGCGGGACUUGCGGGCCUGAGAGCGUGAGAGAAGUCCGGGAGGCCCCUCGGGUGCCACGUGUUGAUCGUUAUUCUGUCCACCUACAAAUCCACAGCCGUCACAAAGUUACCUGGAGCUCUUGGAGCAGUGGCGUUCAGAAGGACGCUGUCCCUGAGGUGACACUGAGCGUUGAGGUGAAGCGCUCAGGAGGCUUUGCUCUGAAGUUCUGCACCUUAAGCUUGCCUCUAGCUCAGAGCCCAGCUGCGUCCAGCUGGCACCUAUGUGCAGAUAACCAGCAAAUAGGAUGGCUUUGUGUUCCAAAAAUGCAUCAUCUAAUCAAAAAGAGAAUGAUUAUUAGUAGGAACUCCACGUGCAACCAUCUCAAAAGUGAUGUCAUGGGGACUGAGAGGAUUCAGAGGAGAGUAAUAAAGUGCACAUAUGUAUGAAAAAUCACGUGCAGAAAUGGAAAAGAGUGGAAUGGCAACAAUUUUUUCCAUACAAAGAAGACAAAUUUGAGAUAAGAUGCACACUAAUGAAUGAUGUGGAGGAAACAAACUGGAGUUUUCAAUUACCUUUAUGGUACACAGGAGAAAAAUAAACAACAGAAAGACCGGUAAAUGAAAAGUGGAAAAUACAAGGCUGAGGAAUCACAAAUAAUUCUUCAGAUAAUAUGUGACUGUUCUGGAUCUAAGUGUCUCAGGAACUCACUCUGACUAGAACAAUGCUUUUCUUAAAGUGCGUGUUUAUAUAUAGUUGCUAAAAUAUUAUGAAUAUUUAUGAAUAAUUGAACAACUGAAGAACCUAAAAGGCAAUUUCUUGUGUUUCCACAACGAAUGAUCAAGAACAGCAUUACAGUUUGGUUCUGAAGCUCCUUUAAGGAUUGAGAAUGUGAAGUUAGAAGAUGGUCAGCACUUCACUCUCACAGAUGGUUACAAAGAAGCAAGUGCAAAGGUCCCGAGUGCAUUCCAGGCACCAAGUGAACCUAAGCUUUUCCUCUGCAAAGGUAGGAUGUGAAAAUUUUCAUCCUUCUCUGAUUUUUAUUGGUAUGGUAAACAAACUUGAAGAUCUUUUUAUUCCCUGCAAAGAAGGUAUAUGCUAAUAUUGCACUUGUACAUAGUACUUUUGUGAAGAGAUUUCCGUGUUUGUCUUUUGGGUUCCUAAGGGCUGAUGACAGAAGUCUCAGUAACAGACAUCUUAGGCAUUAUUUAUCUGUUCUUUGAAUUGUUUAUGUUAAAAGAAAGUUAAUUUAAAUUACAUUUUAGUUUAUAUUUACAUUAGUUACGUUUUAUUUCAGAUUUCUUUGUUCUGAUAAAAAGAGUGAACACGACUUCUUUGUUUAUCCUUAUUAUUGAAGUGCUAAGCAUGACAGCACUGCCUCAAUGUUGUUUAACUGGUAAAAAUGAGACUAAAUCCAGAUAGGUAAAAUAUCAGAGAUAAGCAGAAUGUUCAAGGUGAAAGUAAAUACAAAAGCUUUGCUGUAAUUAAAUAAAGAUAUGGAAACUGGAUAAUUAAAAAUGAAUAUUUUUAAAGUUUUUAAAAAUUAUUGUAUUGCUGGCAUCUGACUUAUGUGGUUGUAAAAAUGGAAUGCAAUACAAAACACGAUGUAAGCUGUAAUGAGGACAGUUCACAUACUUGUAUGUUAUAUAUUUUUGAGCUUUUGAAGGAUAAUGUAUUUGAAUUAACAUGGUAUGAAAACAUCUUGUGUUGAGACUACAGACUUGUCUUGUUGCAUUGGUUAAUUCACCAUACCUGGCUUCAUAGACUAGAGAAUGUCAUGAUUAGCUAUUAAUGACUUGUUUUGGAAGUCCAAGAAGAGUCCUCAGUAUCUACUGCCUGAUUUUUUUUAAAUUCCCUUUG
Molecule: messenger RNA, 2635 nt
Organism: Phasianus colchicus (ring-necked pheasant)
Lineage: Eukaryota; Metazoa; Chordata; Aves; Galliformes; Phasianidae
Source: RefSeq, a predicted model, not a curated record